Batrachochytrium dendrobatidis JAM81 is the source of this 735-nucleotide messenger RNA. RefSeq lists its product as uncharacterized. The transcript has 2 exons. The record is from RefSeq and is a predicted model, not a curated record. The coding region runs from base 1 to 735 and encodes 244 amino acids. Lineage: Eukaryota; Fungi; Chytridiomycota; Chytridiomycetes; Rhizophydiales.
AUGCACUUUUCUCAUACACUCAUUGGUCUCGUCGCUGCUUUUGCCACCAUUGUCCAAGGCCAUGCGUUCAUGAGCAGCCCAAAUCCACGAAACUCUGGCUCCCAGUUGUCUACGCCAAAAAAAAUUAACCGUAUUCCUGGACCUGCACCUGCCAAUCUUGGUACUGUCGCGAAGGGAUGUGGCAACUCUGUCAAAGGAGCUCCUACUGCUGGAGUUCUUCCAGGUGGCCAACUCACAGUCAAAUGGGUUAUUGUUGCCAACCAUGGAUCAAGUGUCAAAGUCAGUAUUGCCUUUGAUGGUGAUACUAAUUUCCAACAACUUGGCCAAACUUCCAUCAACUCUCGUCAAUUGAAUGUUAAAAUGCCUUCGGGUAAAACUGGCAAUGCUAUUGUUCAAUGGUUAUGGGAUGCUCCUAAUGAUGGCUCGCAUUAUUUUGCCUGCGCUGAUAUUACGGUUGGCGAUGCCAACGUAAUUGCUCCUAUCAAUGCCGGAAACGUUGGUGGAAAUGGCAACCGUAAUGCUGGUGGAAAUGGCAAUCGCAACAACAACAAUGGCAAUCGUAACGGCGGAAACCGUAGAAAUGGAAACGGCGGAAACCGUAGAAAUGGAAACGGCGGAAACCGUAGAAAUGGAAACGGCGGAAACCGUAGAAAUGGAAAUGGCGGAAACCGUAGAAAUGGAAACGGUGGAAAGCGUAGAAAUGGAAACGGCGGAAAUCGCAACAAUGGCAACUAA